AUGGGUCGAGCUUCCGCCGAUGUCUUGCGCCCAUGGGCGCACCUCGACGUCGGCAAGCUCGAGGUUCAGUUCCAGUCGCAGCCCCCUCCGCCCUCCCCCUCCAUGCCUCCGCGCACGCCCGAACCUUCCGCCGAGCGCGCCCCCCACCCCGCCUUGUCCUCGCUCUGGGCCAUCCCGGGCUUCGCCGCCGCCGCUUCCGCCGCGGCGGGCGCAGUAGCGGGCGCAGCGGCGGGGGUUUCCAACCAGCUCGGGGACGCGUGGGUCCCCGGCGGCGCGCGGCAGCAGCUGGGCGCGGGAAACGCCCGCGCGGGCAGUUCCGCUGGUGGCGCAGCGGGGGGAAGCGGCGGCGGCGGCGGGUUCGGCGGGUACAGCAGUGGAUACGGCGGGGGGGCGGAGCGGGCGCUGGGGGAACGAAUAGCGUUGAGUAGCUGGUUGGAGGAUGAGGAGAUGCAAGUAGCAGUGACAGAGAAUGCUGAGAUGAUGGCGCUGGGUAGAGGCGCCACUCUCAUCAUAUUCGACGGCCUGCCCCUGCCAGACGGACGUCCUCGCCCCGGCUGUCACCCCGAUCCAGUGGUGGUGGUACCCGCGUGUGAGCCCGACGAUGCCAUAACCACUGCCUUCGUGCACAUGUCCUUCUCUUCCUUCCCUCCCUGCGUGCAGAUGAUGCACACGGAGCCCGUGGUGCGAGUGCAGGUGCGGGUGUGCACAUUUGUAGUCCAGAGCGCUUCUGAAUCGACUCAAGAGUUCCCUACCUCCUUCCCUGCCCCCCCCACCUCCUUCCCUGCCCCCCCACCUCCUUCCCUGCCCCCCCUACCUCCUUCCCUGCUCCCCCUACCUCCUUCCCUGCCCCCCCUACCUCCUUCCCUGCCCCCCCUACCUCCUUCCCUUCCCCCCCUACCUACCUCCUUCCCUGCCCCAUCCAUACACGCGCCAUUGUACCUGCCCUCCCUGGUAGCAGAUGGUUCACACGGAGCCCAUGGUGCGGGUGCGGGUGCGGGCAGUGGAGGCAGGCAUGGUGUUCGAGCCGACUCAGAAAUGGUUCACACGGAGCCUGUGGUGCGGGUGCGUGUGCGGGCAGUGGAGGCGGGCAUGGUGCGCAACGAUGGCACACAGGAGCUCUGUAUCGUCACGCGCAACGCCACGCUCAUCAUCGCAUGCACACACCUGCAGUCGUUGCUGCGGCAGCGAGUGCUCCAGGUAGACGACACGCUCACACUCCACAACCCCCGCGGCCUCGCCUCUCGCCUCGCAUACAUGUCCCACGCGCGCCGGCCCCCGCCCACGCGCGACGAGGAGGCGCUAAAGGCGUUUGCAGUGCCGCUCAAGAAGUGGCGCACGGGCAGGGCUGGUACUCAGUGGACCGACGGCGCCGUUGCUGGGCUCUUCCCCGCCCCGCUCUUCCAAACCCAGGCCCCCAAGCAGUCGCUGUGUAUUGUCACUGUGGGCGUGCACCCCACCAUCGCUGCUUUCGCUGCCACGGAGCAAGGCGGAUGGGUGCAGCUCGCCUCUUCCUUCGCCACCAACGUGCGCACGCGGGCCAAAUCAGCUGCCCUCUCCAUCACACGCACCAUCACCCGCGCACCCCGCCGCAUCCUCUCCAAAACCCUCUCCACCUCUCAGGACCCCUCCAACUCCUCCUCCGACCUUACCGACCCGUCCGGCUCCUCCCCAGGCUCCGGCUCCCCCACUUCUCGCUCCUCCUCCUCCCUCUCCACCUUCUCGCCGUCCUCCUCCUUGUCCUCUUCCCACGCGGACGACGACCCGCCGCACUUCUCCCGCCCGGCGCCCCCCGAAGCGGUGGAGCCGGGGCAGGCGAUGGCGGUGGUGGCGGGCUUUAAGGACUCGGUGCGGCACGCGCAGAGGCUAGCAGUGGCGCCUAGGGGCACGCUCAUGGCCCUGGCGGAUAACCUGGGGCGCGUGCUGCUGCUGGAUACGCAGAUCUUUGGGGUUGUGCGCAUGUGGAAGGGCUAUCGGGACGCGGAGCUGGCGUUCUUUGAGGUGCCCAUAAUGGGCGGCACAAUGACGUCCAUGGCUGCAGCGUCCCCCAACGUGCACCUGCUCAUGCUGCGCCCGCGCCAGCUCGCCAUGUGCCUCGCCAUCUUCGCCCCCCGGCGCGAGGUCAUUGAGGUCUGGCAAAUGGUGGGGGGCGGGCGUGUGGCCCUAAUCCGCUGCCCAGCCAACAGCCGCCUGCUACAACCCUCCCCUGUGAUCGGAGCAGCACACACCACCGUGGCGAGGCAUAGGGCGUUUGUGCUGGACGGAGCUACAGGGCAUUUGUCGGAGAUUCUUCCUACCAUCUCCCUCAAUCCUCUCAGCAAGGCCUCUACCACAGACGCAUCUCGGCCGCACGACUCGCUGACAGAAGCGGACGUGUUCCAGCGCCUGUGCGACCUGCUCAAGCUCAAGCGCAACGCACGCGCCGCAGCCCAGGAAACCGUGGAACUCCUGAGAUGGAAAGCGGAGGAGGAGGAGCGGCGGGGCGCGGAGGAGCAGGGCGUGUAUGAGUACGACGAGGGGUAUCGGGAGCAGAUGAGGAGGAGAGCCGGGCGGGAUGGGGAUGGGAUGGGGGGGGAGAGGGACGGGGGGUAUGAGGGGGGGUUUGGGGGGCUGAGGAUGAGGCUGGGGAUGGGGUUGGGUGCGGGGAGGGGGAGGGAUGGGGAUGCGCAGCAGCAGGAGGAGGAGGAUUUGGUGUUGUUGCUGCUAGGCGCGCUCUCAUCCCCUGUGCGCAAGCUACAGGUGCUAGACCUGCUAGUGGCAACACGGGAGUCUCUCUCCGCCCACUGCCACCUGGCAGUGUUGGAGGACGUCUUGACCUCAGUGGAAGACGCUAUCGACUACAACCUUGGCCCCGCACGCGGGGGGGGCGCUCCUGGCAUGGGUACGGGCCCCCCUCGCCCCCCCGCACUCAACACAUCAUCUCUCCACCCGUCCUCGGGUCACUAUGACCCCUCUUCUGGACACUACGAUCCGUCGGCAUUCCUCCCCCCUGGACAUGCGGCGAUGGGUGCUGCUGGGUAUAAUGGGCGGGGGGCGUGGCCGGGAGCGGGGAUGGGAGGCGGCGGGUGGGAGAUGGCGGGAGGGAUGCAUGGGAUGGGUGGGGAUGGUAUGGGCGGGCAUGGGAGGGAGUGGUACAGAGGUGGGAGCGCGAGGGAGAUGAGCGGGAGCAUGAGUGGGAGCAUGGGGGGAGUGGGGGGAAGUGGAAGCGUGGGAGGAAAGCAGCUGACGCGGGGGAAGAGCUGGGCGAGGCGAGUAGAUGAUAAGCUGCUGCAGUACCUGCAGGAGAGGAGGGGGCUGCUGCGCUGGCAGCGCCUGCUGAUAAAGGUCUUUUUGAAGCUGAGGGACGACUACGAGGGUGACUCCGAGGAGGAGAGAGCAGCGGACGGCAGGCAGCGGGGAAUGGGGGGCAUGGAGGAGGGCGCAAACGGGAGGUGGUACAGGGAGGGCGGUAUGGGGAUGAGAAUGGGCGGCCCUGGUAUAGGGCCUGGAAUAGGUCCUGGGAUGGGGGCUGGCAUGGGGCCUGGGAUGGGGGGGAGACCGGGGGCUGAUGAGAUGGAAGAGGAUGACGAUGAGGCGGAGUUGUUCACGUCUGUCAACUGGGAGAGGAGGUGGAUGAGGCGACCGGGGAUCCAGGGCGGGAGGAAGUGGCGAGUGCUGUCAGAAGCAGAGGAGGCAGCACUGGUGGACGAAACAGCAGAGCGCAAGGCACGGUACCAGUCUCUGGUUGCGGAUCUAGGCGCGUGGAUCAACGUGUGUGAGUCUGAAUCGGAGUGCAAUCUACUCUGGAUGGAAACUCAGGAGGUGCGCGCCCGCGUCCCUGCCGCUCCUGCUGCCGCCGCCGCCGCCGCUGCCGCCGCUGCAGACGCUGCCGCUGCCGCAGCCGCAGCUGCAGCGGCAACCGCAGCAGCAGCCGGUCAGGGGUCGUCCACAGAGGAAGCGACAGAAGCACUAGCAACGCCGGGCACCCCGCCUACGUCUACCAUCAUUGGGGAUGGGUUCACAGAUCUCACCAUCCCUUGGCCUAUAGAAGAAGCCACGCCGCCGACUCUCUCCUGCAGUGAGUUCCUCCGCUGCUUUGGCUAUGACUCCCGAUGGACCCCCAGGGAGCUUCCAGAGGAUAGGAGGAAGGAGAGGCAGAGGAUGAAGGCUGGAGCUAGCAUUGGGGGCAGUAGCAGCAUUGGGGGCUCAGUCAGGGGGUAUGACAGCGGGUACGGUGGGAUGGAUGGUGGUGGAGGGGGAGGGGGAGGGGGAGGGAACAGCCGGGGCGGGCGCAAGGGGUUCCACAGAGGGGGCGCGGGGGCAGCAGGGGAGGAGCGCAGCCACGGGCUCUGGCUGGCGAUAGGCGAGGACGUGAGUGAACUGAGGGCUCUCUCGCAUUUCAUAAUGCGGAAUAUGACCCGUGGGGAGGCAGGCACACGGAAGCUGUUCCAGGUGUUGGAUGUGGUGGGUUUGUCUCGGGAAGACUGGCAGUGCUUGUUUUUGGUGUGGUUCCGAUCGGUUAAGGUGGACGAUUUGCUCUCUGUAGGGCUAGAUGUGCUCAUGGAUGUGAUUCACUGCAUUGGGUGCCCGAGACGGUUGGCACGCCGCUGGACCCAUGCUAUGGGCGGGCCUGGGGACAGAGGCAUGGGGGGGAUGCAGUUGGGGGGGGAUUUGGAUCUAGCGCAAGCAAGGGCAGAGGGGGCGAUGGUGGCGCGGCGUAUGAAGCGGCUGCAGGAGGAUUCGUUGGUGGAGCAGCGGGGGUUGGAGCAGUGGCUGCAGCUCGCGAAGCAGGUGGAUGAUGCGUGGAUGCUGGGUCGAGCCAUGCUGCAUAUUACCAAACUCUCCGCCGCGCAUGGGAUUAUUGUCACGCGCUCCCGUGUGCCGUCGGCGGCGGAAGUUUCGUCGUUCCCCGUGCCGCUGUGGGUUGCGAAGCUACAGCUGCUGAUCUCGCCUGCGUCUGGGGUGGUGAGGCAUUUGCACAUGGCGCUGCUGCAUUCUGUGAAAGAGCCGGCGUCGAUGCGAGAGGUGGGGAUGCGGCUUUUGGAAGAAGCCAAGCAGUUGGAGGCGGAGAGAAUGGGAGAGAAGAAGCGGGCGCCUGCUGCCCCGAAGCAGCAGCAACAGCAGCAGCAGCAGCAGCCGCAGCAGCAGAAGAUGCAGGCGCAGUCGCAGCAGGAGGAGCAGCAGCAGGCGCAGAAUCGCCCGGGGGAGAGGGACCAGCAGCAGCAGCAGACGGAGCGGCAGGAGCAGGAGCAGAAGGAGAAGCGCGAGCUGAAUCUGCAGCAGCGGCAGCAGCUGCAGAAGCAGUUGCAGAUGGAGCGAUUCAAAGGGGAGGUGAAGCGCGGGGGUAUGGGCGAGCGUGCUAAGGCCCGUGCACGGGCCAAGGAGAGGGCGAAGAGAGGAGCAAAGAUGGAGUGGGACGUGGGGACGCUGUUUGGAGAAGAGGAGGAGGAGGAUGAGGAGGGAGGAGAGGGAGGGGAGGAGGGAAGGGAGGGUGAUGAGGGUGCGGGAGAGGGUUCGGGGGUGGGGAGGUUGGAGGAGGGGCAAAGGGGGUCAGAGGCAGGAGGGGUAGGAGGGGUAGGGGGGGUAGGAGAAGGAGGGAGUGUGGAGGGUGGAAAGGCAGGUGCAGGAACUGGAGAGAGUGUGGAAGGUCGUUUGGCUGAGAGUGCUGAUGCUCCUCCUGCUGAGGUUGAGGGAGAGAAGAGUGAAGGAGAGAAGAAGGAAAGUGAGGAGAAGGGGAGUGUGGGGGUGGAUGGAGGUGCAAAGGAGGGGGGUAAGGUGGAGGAAGGGGAUGGAUCAGGAAAAAAGGUGGAGGAGGGUGUGGGGAGCAGCAGAGGGGAAGGGGCAGCAGUGCGGGAGGUUGAGGAGCAGGGGCCUAAGGAAAAGGGGGAUGAGGAGCAGGUGGGUAAGGAACCGGGGAGAGAGGAGCAGGGGGGUGAGGAGCAGGGGAGCAAGAGCAGUGCUGACAGGGCAGUUGGUGAUGGUGAUUUGGUGGAGGGGGAAACAGGGUCAGUGCAGGGAAGUGAGCAACAGGGAAGCGAGCAGCAUGGGAGCGAGCAGCACAGGAGCCUGUCGUUUGGUAGUGAGGGCGAGUGGCGGGCAAAUCACGAAGAGCAGCAAAUGGCAAUGGCCCGAGAGAUGGAGCAGGAGAUGCUGAAGGCGCAGGAGGCAGCUAGAGCAGCGGAGGAAUCGAUUGAAGCACAGGCUGUGGCUGAAGCUGUAGAGCUUCUGAAAGAGUUGCUGGUGCGCUUCUCUGUGACCUGCAACAUGGAUAUUCUCGCGGCACAUCGCGCACUUGAACUCUGCCGCCAGUGGACCCAGAUGGUCCCUCUCGACCGCACUGCACCGCUCCCAGCCACGGGCCCCGGCGGGAUUCCGCUCAGCCUGGUUGUUUCGCACCCCGUGAGAGGGUUCGAAGUGGAUAUGAACGAUCUUCUGUACUUCACGUAUGAGCACGCGUCUACGCUGUCGACUGUGGCGCUCAAGGGAGGUGUGGUGUGCAGCAUGUGGGGCCCCAUGAUCGGCCCGCGCGCUGCUGCUGCUGUGUCGCUGCUGCAGAAGCUCAGGCGGGCUCCCACUGAUGAGGAGAGCGCCAAGGCUACUGGCCUAGGCGGGGCGUCCGUCUCAGAAGCAGCAGGAGCCGUGGGCGCAUACGAGCAGCUGCUCGUCCUCCUCUUCGACUGCUCGCUCCUCUCAGAGCUGGGGGAAAACACCGACCGGGGCAGCCGGGAAACCGACGCCUUCAUAGCAGCGCGCGACGCCACGUGCCGAGAAGCCAUCUCUGAGUUCAGGCAGGCAGCCCCUGCGAGUGACCGUGUGCACGCGUACAUGCUGCUGCUGCGCGUGGUGGGGAUUGCGCUCGCGCUCAAUGUGGACUAUGUGCCGCUCGGUAGCAUGUUCCCCCCCAGCCUGCUCUCCAGCUUCCCCACCCUGCGACCGGAGCCAUUGUCGGAGGCAGAGGCCACGCAGCGUGCGUUGCUCCCUGCUCCUGAAUCGGGCUCAGAUGCCGCUGCUGCUGCUGCUGGUGCUGCUGGUGGUGCUGGUGGUGGUGCAGGGGCCAUGCCCCUUGCUGCCCUAGGCCAUGAGCAACCUGGACCAUCUGGCAUGGGCAUGGGGGCAGGCAUGGGUGAUGCAAUGGCUAUGGGGGGGAUGGGCAUGGGUGGCAUGGGCAUGGGGCCUGGCAUGGACAUGGGUGGUAUGGGGCCAGGCAUGGGCAUGAUGGGUAUGGGUCCCGGUAUGGGCAUGUCCCAGGAGAUGUAUAUGGCUCAAGGUAUGCACAUGGGGAUGGGUGGUGGUAUGCCUAUGGGUGGAGACAUGGGUAUGGGUAUGUAUCCUGGCAUGGGCAUGCAUCCGGGAAUGGGCAUGCAUCCUGGUAUGGGCAUGCACAUGGGUGCAGGCAUGGGCAUGGGUCCCGGAAUGGCUCCUGCCAUGGGCUUUCCUGCAGGUGGGAUGGAUGGCAUGGGCAUGAACAUGCACAUGGGCAUGGGUAACAUGGGCAACAUGGGUAUGGGAGGCAUGGGACCAAUGGGAACCAUGGGACCCAUGGGGGGAAUGGGAGGCAUGGGAGGCAUGGGGGGAAUGGCUGGUAUGGAUCCCACAGGAAUGCCCCCAGCAGUGCCAGUGCCCCCAGCAGCAGCAGCCCCUCCCAAGGCGCAUGCGCAUCGGCUGAGGGUGUACGAGGCUCGGUACCGAGCGGCAUCUGCGUUUGCCCUGGCCAAUGACCUAGGCGUGCCCCAUGAUGAGCUGCGGCGCCGCCAGGUGGCACUCAAGUAUCUCAAGCAAUAG
Messenger RNA from Closterium sp. Yama58-4, 7758 nucleotides. NCBI's taxonomy places the organism in Eukaryota, Viridiplantae, Streptophyta, Zygnematophyceae, Desmidiales, Closteriaceae. The record is from the annotation of a GenBank genome assembly.